Nematostella vectensis (starlet sea anemone) is the source of this 2053-nucleotide messenger RNA. Its product is annotated as dopamine receptor 4. Gene Ontology annotation, cellular component: membrane. Gene Ontology annotation, molecular function: G protein-coupled receptor activity. The record is from RefSeq and is a predicted model, not a curated record. Lineage: Eukaryota; Metazoa; Cnidaria; Anthozoa; Actiniaria; Edwardsiidae. Gene Ontology annotation, biological process: G protein-coupled receptor signaling pathway. Bases 499 to 1944 code for a protein of 481 amino acids. The transcript has 2 exons.
GUACGCUAUUGAGUUCAGGAUGUCAAUUACUUUGUCUAGCAUCAGAAUGUAUUUUGGAGAGGUUUGGAAAUAUAUUCCACGCAACCUGCGACGAAGGAAAUGCAAUUAUACUCAAGAAAAUGACAUCUGAAAAUAUCCAUUGGUGACAUGGAAGAUAUGGAAGAUAAUGAUCCCCUGCGAUCAUUCUACCCUUUAAAGUAAAGCGCCGUGAAGCGAAAUACUCCAAACUAACAUUAAAAAUCACCAGAUGGCCCUAGCAAACAGGGCGAGAUUUUAUUCUUUCACUACAACGCGUUUAGAAAAAGUAAUCAAACAUACUUUGUCGUGGUAACGGAAUAGCUGUAAGAAAGGGGCACGUAAAUGUAUACAUAUUUGAAGUAACUUACUAUCCGCAGCAUAACAUCGUUUGAAGCUCCUUAGAAGCCAACUUUAUUUGACGCUCUACAAGAACCAUCCAUUGCAAACAAACCAGCCAAGUAAAAACCUAGAGUUAAGAAAAUGAACGACACAAGGCUUUGUCCUGAGUAUUUACAAACAUACUUCGCCGAGCAAUACGAGCCAAUCAGUUGGGUGACUCGAUCCGCUUAUGUCACCGCCACCAUCAACACCGUAUCCGCCGUACCAGCGACCUUCCUGAACCUUCUGGUGAUAGUAGCCAUCCUCCGCUCUAACACCCUCCGGUCACCCUCCUUCCUGUUAAUCUGCAGUAUGGCGGUCAGUGAUUUCAUGGUAGGCGUGGUGCUUCAGCCGAGGUUUACGGUCCUCAGGGUGGCAGAGAUCAUGGGUGAAUUUGGCCUGUACUGCAAGGCUGCUCAAAUGGGGAGUGCUAACAGUGUAGGCAUGUUAGUCUCAGUAAUAACGGCGGCCUUGAUAAGCAUUGACCGAUAUCUUGCUCUGCAUCUUCGAAUGAGGUAUAACGUGGUUGUGACGAGAAGCCGUGUAGUAAAGAUGAUUGUAAUGCUGUGGUUCGUCUCAAUUUGUCUUGGGGCGCUAGUACCGCUGAUAUCCAUGCUGGUUUUUACUAUUUUCCUCAACGCCAUCGUCUCCAUGCUAGUGCCGGUAAUAGUUGUGUGCUACGUUAAGUGCUUCCAUACUCUUAGACAGCAACGAAAUAAGAUUGGCGCAGCAAACAUCCCCUUGCAGCGAGCUAAAGUCAGUGGUACCAAUAGCAAAGGUUGGGUGGCACCGGCGUUGACCUCAAACCUUGGGACACAACAAAAUACCAUGCAGUGCUGCCUUGAAGACUACCUAGAUAACGAGUCAAGCCUUGCUAGUGGGGUAGGACAGAUAUGUCCUAGCAACCAGGUCAACCAUAAGAUCCAUAAUAACCUUAGCAACCAGAUCAGCCUUGAAAAUCAGGGCAGACCAGGGGACGAGAUCAUUAUUGGAAUUGAGGUACGCCCUAGCAACCAGGUCAGCCCUAGAAACGAGGUCAGUCUUGAAAAGCAAGCGCACCCUAGCAGCCCUUUCAGACUUGGAAACCAGACUAGACCUAGUAACGACAUCAACCUUGAAAACCAGGUCAACCCCAGAAACGAAAUCUGUAUGGUAAACGAGGCCUGCCCUAAUAACGAGCUAAGCCUUAGUAACCGCACUAGCCCUAUUAAACAUGUCAGCCUUGGAAAAAAGAUUAUCCCUAGCAACCAAUCCAAACAUGGACAUCGUAAACUAAAGAGAAUUAAUUUCAACAUGAAUCUAGUGAAGUAUGAGAAUGUAUCCUUCACGAUGCUUCUCAUCAUCAUCAAUUUGUUCAUGUGCUACACUGUCUACCUUGUAUUUCUACCGCUUCUAUAUUUCGCAAUCGGUUACAAUGGCACGGUCAAGUUUUGCAGCGAUGUAGGCAUGUUACUGGUCAGUAUCAACUCUGCGCUUAAUCCCAUUAUCUAUUUAAUGCGCAUGCGUGAGAUAAGGAACUCUAUCUGGGCACUGAUGCGAGAGCCUUGAAGAUCUCCUUCACCAUCGCAAAGGACGGUGCAAGGGAGCACGACAAAAUGUGUCCUAUUGAACGGGCGAUUGAUAUUAUUACGAAAAUAAACCACUGUGUUAUGCAACA